GUUGCUCUACUGUUUUGCUCCACAUUGAUCACAGCAGCGGAUACUCAAGAAGGACAUUUAAUAAAACUGGACUAGUUUUGUAUGAUUUUACGAAUGACAGAUUACGGUAUUCACAUGAUAACAGAGCUAUCGUCGCGAUGAAGUCCAUGUACAAGAUAACACUUCAGCUUCAACGGUGCGCUCGUGACAUAACAAACAUGUCCCAGCAGGCAGUGAACGGGAUCUCGCACCGGGGCAGGGUGCUGACUUUGGACAGCAUGAACCCCAACGUUAAGCGGGUGGAGUACGCGGUCCGUGGACCCAUCGUCCAGCGGGCGGUGCAGAUAGAGAAGGAGCUGAAGGAGGGAGUGAAGAAACCUUUCACAGAAGUCAUCAAGGCCAACAUAGGUGACGCCCAUGCUAUGGGUCAGAAACCAAUCACAUUUUUCAGACAGGUCUUGGCUCUCUGCUCUUAUCCAGCACUGUUGGAAGAUAGCAAGUUUCCUGAGGACGCCAAGAAAAGAGCACAGCGCAUUCUUGAGGCCUGCGGAGGCCACAGUAUAGGGGCCUACAGUACUAGCCAGGGGAUCGAGUGCAUCCGUCAGGAUGUGGCACGCUACAUCGAGAAAAGAGACGGUGGCAUCCCCUCCAACCCCGACAACAUCUACCUCUCUACUGGGGCCAGCGAUGCCAUUGUGACCAUAUUGAAGUUGCUGGUGUGUGGGGAGGGUCGUGACCGAACAGGAGUGAUGAUCUCCAUCCCCCAGUACCCUCUGUACUCAGCUGCCCUGGCAGACCUGGGUGCUGUUCAGAUAAAUUACUAUCUGGACGAAGACAACUGUUGGAGUCUGAACAUCACAGAGCUCAGGAGAGCGCUCAAUGCUGCGAGGGAGCACUGCAAUCCUCGUGUCCUCUGCAUCAUCAACCCCGGAAACCCCACCGGUCAGGUCCAGAGCAGGCAGUGCAUCGAAGAUGUGAUCCGAUUUGCUAAAGAGGAACAUCUCUUCCUCAUGGCUGAUGAAGUCUACCAGGAUAAUGUAUAUGCAGAGGGCUGCCAGUUUCACUCUUUUAAGAAAGUUCUGUUUGAGAUGGGACCGGAGUACUCAAACACGGUGGAAAUGGCUUCCUUCCACUCCACCUCCAAAUGUUACAUGGGAGAGUGUGGAUUCCGUGGAGGAUACAUGGAGGUCAUCAACUUGGACCCUGAAGUGAAAGCCCAACUCAUAAAACUAGUGUCUGUGCGUCUGUGUCCACCAGUCCCCGGACAGGCCCUACUGGAUCUCGUGGUGAACCCCCCACAGCCCGAUGAACCCUCUUAUGCCACUUUUAUGAAGGAGCGGACGGCAGUGCUAUCAACUCUGGCAGAGAAGGCCCGGCUAACAGAGCAGAUCUUCAACACAGUGCCUGGUAUCACCUGUAACCCAGUCCAGGGGGCCAUGUACACCUUUCCUGGCAUCACUCUACCUCAGAAGGCCAUUGACAAAGCCAAGGAGUUGGGCCUGGUUCCAGACAUGUUCUAUUGUAUGAGGCUGUUAGAGGAGGACGGAAUCUGCCUGGUACCAGGAAGUGGCUUUGGUCAGAGAGAGGGAACCUACCACUUCAGAAUGACCAUCCUGCCACCAACAGACAAGCUGAAGGUGGUACUGCAGAAGAUCCGGGAGUUCCACUUGCGCUUCACACAAGAGUUUUCUUAACAGUCCCACAUCUCAAGAACCAAUCUCUCAGUGCCAGUAUCAUUAAGUGUCUUUACGUGAACGAGGCGGCAGCCCUGUUCAUGUUCGUACAGUACAUGAAGAUGUCAAUAAAUUUCACUACAUGAUGCACUUUCUUAAAGUAUUGCCAGAUUUUAAGGUUCAAAGUGAUUAUAGUGCUGAUCGUCUCUGCAGUUUUUUAUUCUCGUGA
This is a messenger RNA of Oreochromis niloticus (Nile tilapia), 1881 nucleotides long. Its product is annotated as alanine aminotransferase 2-like. Gene Ontology annotation, molecular function: pyridoxal phosphate binding; transaminase activity. Bases 138 to 1673 code for a protein of 511 amino acids. Gene Ontology annotation, biological process: biosynthetic process. The record is from RefSeq and is a predicted model, not a curated record. The transcript is spliced from 12 exons. NCBI's taxonomy places the organism in Eukaryota, Metazoa, Chordata, Actinopteri, Cichliformes, Cichlidae.